Paracoccidioides brasiliensis Pb18 is the source of this 249-nucleotide messenger RNA. RefSeq lists its product as uncharacterized. Bases 1 to 249 code for a protein of 82 amino acids. The record is from RefSeq and is a predicted model, not a curated record. The transcript has 2 exons.
AUGUUCGAAGAAGCUGGCUCAAAACGAUCGGUUCUACUUCACACCGAGUGCUGCGCGAACACAUGCUUCCUCACCAAUCGCAUGCUUCAUGGAGUUUCUAUCGUCGUAGUGGAAUCACUGCCAUAUCUAUCCACUAUCAUCGUCGUCAUCUUUGUUAUCGGCGUUAUCUCCGUCGCUGGUGUCACUGUCGCAACCUACUCUGUUGUUCAGGGCUCCGGAUUGGUGCUCUCUGAGUCUGCACUUCCAUAA